Molecule: messenger RNA, 2013 nt
Organism: Motacilla alba alba
Lineage: Eukaryota; Metazoa; Chordata; Aves; Passeriformes; Motacillidae
Gene: GPR143
Product: G protein-coupled receptor 143
Exons: 8
Coding region: 132-1310 (392 amino acids)
Biological process (GO): G protein-coupled receptor signaling pathway; regulation of calcium-mediated signaling; melanosome organization
Cellular component (GO): melanosome membrane; plasma membrane
Molecular function (GO): L-DOPA receptor activity; L-tyrosine binding; L-DOPA binding
Source: RefSeq, a predicted model, not a curated record
CAUGAUCCAUCAAUCGCGUGAUUCCCACCACUGAGGACUAAUGGGGAGGGUGAAGAAAAAGUGAAUGCUGCCUUGGGGAAGCAACAGCAUUUUCUUCUGCUUGUGGAGCCCCUCCACCAGUCGGACGUUUCAUGGCUUCUCCAAGGUUAGAAACGUACUGCUGCCCAAACCGGGAUGCAGCUACACAGCUGGUGAUGAGCUUCCAGCCUGAAGUCUUCUGUGGAGUCUGCAUUGGCAGUGCCUCCAUCAGCCUGCUACUGACCAUCCUGCAGCUCCUGCCAAAGAAGGGACAGAGCCCACGGAAGAUGCCCAAAGCCUCCUCGUCCUCCACCAUCCUUCUCCUUAUCUCCAUUUGUGACAUCCUUGGAGGCUUAGGUAUGAUCUUCAGGUCGAGUGUAUGGCUGGGCUUCCCAGGCUUCAUAGCUAACAUUUCUGUGGUGAACGGGACUGACGUGUGGCCUUCCACUUUCUGUGUGGGGAGCGCGAUGUGGAUCCAGCUGUUAUAUAGUGCUGGCUUCUGGUGGUUGUUUUGCUAUGCUGUUGAUUCUUACUUGGUGGUGAGAAGAUCAGCUGGACUGAGUACGAUUGUGCUGUACCACAUGAUGGCCUGGGGCCUGGCAGUGAUGCUCUGCGUGGAGGGGAUUGCUCUGCUUUACUACCCCUCCCUCUCCAGCUGUGAAAACGGCUUGGAACAUGCAAUCCCACAUUACAUCACAACCUAUGCCCCGCUCCUGCUGGUGCUUGUGGCCAACCCAAUCCUGUUCAGGAGGACAGUAUCAGCAGUCGCCUCCUUACUGAAAGGGAGACAAGGAAUUUACACAGAGAACGAAAGACGUCUGGGGACAGAGAUCCAGAUGCGCUUCUUCAAAAUUAUGCUGGUAUUUGUUAUUUGCUGGUCAUCCAAUAUCAUCAAUGAGACCCUUUUGUUCUAUCUUGAGAUGCAGCCAGAUAUCAAUGAAAUGCCCCUGAAAAACAUCAGAAGUGCUGCACUGAUCACCUGGAUUAUCAUGGGGGUUCUUAAUCCCAUGCAGGGCUUUCUCUUCACGUUAGCUUUCUACGGCUGGACAGGAUGGAGAGUGGACCUGAAAUGGCGAAAGAGAGAAAUACCCUGGGAAUCGAUGUCCUCAUCAACUGCGGGGGAAAAUGCCUAUCCCUCACCAGUGAACUACCAGAGCAACAUCCACGACUCCAAGAAGAUCUCGACAACUGACAGCCAGCAGACGGACGAGGCCAUAAGCAUGUUGUCUGAAGGUAACACCAGCAGUGAUGAAAGAUUAACCAGAAGCUCUCCCAUCUACCAGGGCUGGUAGAUCCCAUGUGCAGAGCUGGAUCUAGCUUUUCCUGGAUCUAACUUUUCACAUUGUCAAUACUCACGAAACCACGUCGAUGUGUGUGAAUCAUUGUGUGCUCUGGAAUUAGGUUUGUGCUCAAUGGCUUGAUGUCAUUUCCUGUAACCUGUGACACUGUGUGAGAGAGCGUGUGAGACAGAGAGUUAUGGUCAAUGUCUUCAUCUGCCUUCUAGGAGAGAUGUAAACAGGUAUAAAGGCUUGAACCUUUUUCAGCAGGAGUAUAUCUCUGCAAUGGUAUUUGUUACUUAUGAUUGAUCUUCACUCGUUUUCUUUAAUCUCUCUUGUAACCUCCUUAUGGUAGAAGAGUCUUUUGUUUUAAUAAAUGGACUAUUCAUAUGUUGGGUUUUUAAAUGUGUUGCCUCGCUUGUCUUGCUCAGCAUAAAAUUCCUCACCCAGAAUUACAGCUCUUGGAUUUCUGAGACACCAUCAUUUCCAGCCUUUACAGUCUGGUAAAGCAUUAGUGACAGCAGACUCUGACUUCAGCACAAAUAUUUCCUGUUUGUGUUGACUCUCACUGACAUAGUCUUCUUUUAGCUUGUGUAUGUGAAUUUUUGGUGCGGUUUUAUCUAGGAAGCUGAAAGGCUUUAUUUUAAAAAAAACUGAGCCCAGCACAGGCUCCACAAACAUUUCAGAACAAAGAUUCCAUUUCAUGCCAGGUUCAAGA